This is a messenger RNA of Achroia grisella, 1035 nucleotides long. It is a transcript of the gene Arpc3A, whose product is annotated as actin-related protein 2/3 complex subunit 3. Gene Ontology annotation, molecular function: actin filament binding. Gene Ontology annotation, cellular component: Arp2/3 protein complex; cytoskeleton. NCBI's taxonomy places the organism in Eukaryota, Metazoa, Arthropoda, Insecta, Lepidoptera, Pyralidae. The coding region runs from base 274 to 810 and encodes 178 amino acids. Gene Ontology annotation, biological process: Arp2/3 complex-mediated actin nucleation; regulation of actin filament polymerization. The transcript is spliced from 5 exons. The record is from RefSeq and is a predicted model, not a curated record.
CAAUGUCAAAUGAUUCAUUGUAUUUAAUUUCGACGAUACCUUUUUACAGAAAUAAUUGUUAUUAUUAUUAUUAUUUUCUUGUACUAUUUCACAAAUUAAGUGUAAAGACUGUUAAACUGAUAAUACAGCAAUAUUUUUAUUACUCAAUAUUCCUUGCACAGUUUAUUAUCAACAAUAGCCAAACUAACGUUUGCUUUGUGGGGGAAGCUGAAUGCCUAUUUGACGGAUUUCUAAAUUAUUCCGUAUACAGGAGUCUUCAAAGAAAAUAAAGAAAUGCCGGCGUAUCAUUCGACGUUAUCAGACUACACCCAAUCAAUUGGUAACUUGGCAUUGUUACCAGUAAGAACUACGUUCAGAGGCCCGGCACCGACAAAUGCUAAGUUGGAACUUGAUAUUGUCGACGAAGCCCUGAAUUACUUUAAGGCAAAUGUUUUCUUCAGAUUCUAUGAGAUAAAGUCAGAUGCGGACCGUGUUUUAAUAUACUUGACAUUGUAUGUUUCGGAAUGCUUGAAGAAGCUGCAAAAGUGUUCAAAUAAGAGUCAAGGCCAGCAAGAGAUGUACAUGCUUGCUAUUUCUAAGUUUGACAUUCCUGGGGAAGCAGGCUUUCCCUUGAACUCUGUUUAUGCCAAACCAACAAGCCCACAGGAGGCUGAUUUAAUGAGGCAAUACCUCCAACAGCUGAGGCAUGAGACUGGAACGAGGGUCUGUGAGAAGGUGUUUGCUACAGAAGAUGGUAAACCAAGUAAAUGGUGGCUCUGUUUUGCCAAAAGGAAAUUUAUGGAUAAAUCACUAUCUGGACCUGGUCAGUAAAAACAAAUUAGCUGAAAUUUAAUGUUUAGAAUACAUAUUAUUGUCUAUUAAAUGUAUUUAUUUGCGCUUAUUUACAAGUUACUUGAAUUUAUAAUUAAACCUUUUAAUGUAUAAAACAUUUGAAUACUUUAAUUGACCACAUUGUGAGGAAAUAAUAUACAUAAAUAUUAGUCAACACUACCCAAUGGUUUAUAACCGUCCUCACUUAUUUCACAUCUUUUCCUU